Cetraspora pellucida is the source of this 857-nucleotide messenger RNA. The record is from the annotation of a GenBank genome assembly. NCBI's taxonomy places the organism in Eukaryota, Fungi, Glomeromycota, Glomeromycetes, Diversisporales, Gigasporaceae.
ACACUUUUGAAGGCUGUCUUUUAGUCAGCAAAGCAAUGUCUUCUAUGUUUAUAGCUUUUGCAGGUUUUAUUUCUCUACUUCAUACAGCUAAUAAUAAUCCAAUAUGCAAAUAUGAUAAAAGUGAGUUAAGCAAAUAUGUUGUUGAAAAUGAGUUAAAUAAAUAUGUUGAAAAUGAGUUAAGUAAAUAUGAUGAAAAUGAUUUAAGCAAAUAUGAUAAAACUAUAGACAAUAAUUUUUAUCAAAAUUCAGUUGAGUUUAAUCUAAAUUUAGAAGAAUCACUGCAAGCCUAUCAAGAUUAUGAGAAUAAUUUAGAAAAUUAUAGUGAGUUUGAUAAUAAUUUAGAAGUAGAUAAAUUUGGAAGUGGGUUUGAAUUAGUGGAUAGUUCAGGACAUGAAAAUAAAUUGGUAUAUAAAUUAAAAAGUAGAGAUGAAUUAGAAGAUUGUGAUGAAUUAGUGAAUAGCUUGAAAAGCAAAAAUAAAUUUUAUAAUAGUGAUAAAUUGAUAAAUAGGAAUAGUUUGGAAAGUGAAAAUGAAUUUGAGAACAAUGUUAAAUUGGAUAAUAGUUUAUGGAGUAGAAAUGAAUUUGAGAACAAUGAUAAAUGGGAGAAUAAGUAUAGAAAUGAAUUUGAAGACAAUGAUGAAUCAGAAAAUAGUUUAAUAAGUGAAAAUAAAUUUAAAAACUAUGAUAAAUUAGGAAAUAGUUUAGAAGAUGGUGAUGAGUAUAUGAGCAGACUUGAGUAUGAAAAUUCUAAUAAUGAGUUAAAGAGUAAUAGUAAUAAUUCAAUUAUAACAAAUACAAGUAAUACAAAUAUUGAAGAUAAUAUAUAUCUACUAGUAUGCAACUUUAUUUAUUUAUAG